This is a messenger RNA of Capsella rubella, 1370 nucleotides long. RefSeq names its product ELMO domain-containing protein A. The record is from RefSeq and is a predicted model, not a curated record. The transcript is spliced from 11 exons. Lineage: Eukaryota; Viridiplantae; Streptophyta; Magnoliopsida; Brassicales; Brassicaceae. The coding region runs from base 456 to 1256 and encodes 266 amino acids.
AUUGGCUUAGUGACACGUGUCUUCCAGGGUAAAGCUCUUCCCUCAACCAAUCAGAUCACUAGUUUCAGAUUCUUCGUCUGAGAGUCUCUCUGGUGGAACUGUAACGAAUCUGGACCGUCUAAAUAUAUCCAGAACAAUUCGGUGGAAGAGAGAAGAAGGCGGCAACUUAACGGUCAAUUGAGAGAUUCGAGAGAGAGAGAACAAAACAGAAAAAAUGAAAGAAAAAAAAGAAACACUUUUUGGAUCACAGCUCUCUUCAUCUUCUUCCCUUUCUAAAAGUUGCAAAGUUCCAAUGAAAAUUUCCAUUUUUGCCUCUGUUUUAUUUUUCUUUCUCUUCUAUUCUCUUUUCUCUUUCUCUUUCCUCUUCCUCCUCCGCCGUCACGGUUUCUAGACCAUCUCCUCCUCCUCCAUUGUCCCCUUCCUAUGUCUGUCUACUACAUAACAGGUAGAGGACGAUGAAGCGUGGGAAAGGCGAGAAGAAGGCAACCAAGAGCCGAGAUGGCAGUGGUCAUCAAGUAGUUCCGCUCACUGAACCGGUGGUUGUAGCUACGGCUAUGGUUGGAACAAGAUCAUGGAUAGGAGGGCUCUUCACACGCUCCAAUAGACGUCAAGACAAGUCAGUCGACUACACUUUUUCUCCUCUUCAGGAGGAAAGACUUCAAAGGCUGCAAGACCGUAUAGUGGUACAUUUCGACGAGACACGUCCUGAUCAUCAGGAAUCACUUAAAGCAUUGUGGAAUGUCGCGUAUCCGAAUGUUAGUCUCACGGGUUUAGUAACAGAACAGUGGAAAGAAAUGGGAUGGCAAGGUCCCAAUCCAUCUACCGAUUUCAGGGGUUGCGGAUUUAUCGCUCUAGAGAAUUUGCUAUUUUCUGCAAGAACUUAUCCGGCUUGUUUCCGGAGGCUAUUGUUCAAACAAAGAGGUGACAGGGCAAAGUGGGAGUACCCUUUUGCGGUGGCCGGAAUCAACAUCUCCUUCAUGUUGAUCCAAAUGCUCGAUUUACAAAAUACUUCAAAGCCGAAAUGUCUUCCAGGGAUGAACUUUCUCAAACUCUUAGAAGAAGACGAGAAGGCAUUCGAUGUACUAUACUGUAUAGCUUUCGCGAUGAUGGAUGCUCAAUGGCUUGCAAUGCACGCUUCUUACAUGGAAUUCAAUGAAGUGUUACAGGCGACUCGGAAUCAGCUAGAGAGAGAGCUUUCUUUGGAUGACAUUCAUCGGAUUCAUGAUCUCCCUGCCUACAAUCUUUUGUUCCAAUAGUUAUCUUUUGCUAGUUUGAUUUUCUAUGUUGUACAUUAUUUGAAAUUUUAUGAACGAAAAAAUGAAAAUAUGAUAAACCACUUAAUGACGCACGCUCAAACAAACAAAAGUAGA